AUGGAAAAGGAAUUUUCUGUCGGUCAAAAUAUACAAGAACGAGUUGAUAAAUUAAUUAAUUCAUUUCGAAGUUCAUUUUGGAUUGAUGAAGAUCAAUGGUUUGUUCUAUGUCUCACAUAUGACAGAACUAUUCAUCUUGAAACUUUAUCUGAAAUAUAUUAUCAUUCCCAAAUCAAACCUUCUGACUCAUGCAAAUCGACCAAUCCUCAUGAUGAUUAUCACAAAUUUUAUAAUAACAUAAAUAACAUUGAUUAUAAUGGUUUCUUUUUUGAUCGGCCAUUUCCAUUUGAUCUUUGUUUGUCUAAAAUUCGGCAUUUUUCUAUGAAAUCUCGAAUUCAUGAUCAAUUUUGGUCUAUUGUUUUAAGUUUGAAAAAACCCUAUUCACUUACAGGAUCUUUUAUUUCUGAUGCAUUUCAAUCUCAAUUUCAAAGUUUACUUGCUCAUGCGCCCCAUCUUCGUUCUCUGAAUAUUAGUGAAGGGGGUAAAAUCUUAUCGCUAAUUCCUCAUUUCGCCAAUUGGCGAACACAGUAA
Molecule: messenger RNA, 531 nt
Organism: Rotaria sp. Silwood2
Lineage: Eukaryota; Metazoa; Rotifera; Eurotatoria; Philodinida; Philodinidae
Source: the annotation of a GenBank genome assembly